This is a messenger RNA of Cryptomeria japonica (Japanese cedar), 1381 nucleotides long. RefSeq names its product protein SRG1. The transcript is spliced from 5 exons. The record is from RefSeq and is a predicted model, not a curated record. The coding region runs from base 112 to 1194 and encodes 360 amino acids. Lineage: Eukaryota; Viridiplantae; Streptophyta; Pinopsida; Cupressales; Cupressaceae.
UCGAACAGGUAUGUUUAUGAGUACAUAUAUUUUCUGUUUCUGAGAAUAAAAUGUGUCAGAACUCAGAACUAUACAAGCAAGAAAGUGGUUUGUCUAGAUUGAAAGACUAUCAUGUUUAAUACAGCCCUGAUAUUUAAUCCCUCUGCUGGAACUUCAAAAAGGUUUUCAGUUCCCGUUGUUCAGGAAUUGGCAUCUCAGAAUCUUCAAAGUCUUCCUGAAAGAUAUAUCAGAUCAGAGAAAGAGCGCCCAAAUGCCUUUCCUCCUCAUCAUUCGGACAUCCCCAUAAUUGAUAUGGACAUUCUUUUGAAAGAUUCUGAUCUCCGCAGACGAAAGGAAUUGGAAAAACUUGGUAUCGCUUGCCAGCAAUGGGGAAUUUUUCAGGCUGUGAAUCAUGGAAUUCCUCUGUCUCUGCUGAACAGGAUGAAGGGAAUUAUGAGAGAAUUCAUUCAACUACCAUUGGAAGAAAAACUGAAGUACAAAAUGCAAGAGAUUGAAGGCUAUGGGCAGGCCUUUGUAACCUCAGAUGAUCAAAUACUGGACUGGGCAGACAUCAUAGCCUUGACGACACUACCUCCAGAGAAUAGGAAAAUGGAUUCUUGGCCAAGAAAGCCAGAGGAUUUUAGAGAAACCGUGGAUCAAUAUGCUGUUGAAAUUCAAAAGCUUGAUAAUACAGUUCUUUCCCUUUUAUCAGAGGUUGUUGGGUUAAAACCAGACUGUUUCAUUAACAUGUUUGGGAAAAUGUCACAGACAAUGCGAAUGAAUUACUACCCACCCUGCCCAAGACCAGAUCUGGUUUUAGGCAUAAGCCCUCAUUCAGAUGCAACUGGUUUGACAGUGUUGCUGCAGGAUGAUGAAACGGUAGGGCUACAUAUCUCUAACGAUGACAAAUGGGUUCCUGUUCAACCCAUCCCCGGUGCCCUGGUUAUCAAUAUUGGGGACAUGCUUGAGGUAAUAAGCAAUGGAAUAUAUAAGAGUAUUGAGCACAGGGCGGUCACAAACAUGGACAGAGAUCGAAUCUCCAUUGCCACAUUUUGUGCUCCAAGUAUGAAAACAGAAGUGGGUCCUGCUCCUGAGCUCAUAGAUGAGUUGCAUCCCUGUCAAUACAGAAGAUUUAUUCGUGCAGAGUAUAUGCAGAAUUUCUUUUCUGGCAAACUUGAAGGGAAGAAGAUUGAUUUUGCCAAAAUCAAGUCAUAACUUUCUUGAUUUGAAUUUGUUCAAUAUGGUUAAGACCUAGGGUGGGAAGGCAAAAGAUCUACAUUCAAUUUGAUGAACUUCAUCUAUUAUGGGUUUUUUCGGGCUUUUACUUUAAGCAAGUUAUCAAGUUAUCAGUGAUCAGUAAUGUAAUGAAUUGCAUGAUUAAGUAACGUAUAUUUUUUCUGAA